Messenger RNA from Protopolystoma xenopodis, 333 nucleotides. NCBI's taxonomy places the organism in Eukaryota, Metazoa, Platyhelminthes, Monogenea, Polystomatidea, Polystomatidae. The record is from the annotation of a GenBank genome assembly.
ACAGAGCAAAGUGAUGAGUGUGCGUUUGCAAGACAGAGCCUGGGGCGCUGGUCAGUCUGUUGUAAGCAGCCUCCAUUCCAUGACGGAGAUGGGGCUGUGUGGGCUAAAUUCCCGCUCCAUUUGAGUUCUAUAGUCUGUCUCCACUUCCUAUUGGCCUGCCUUGCCUACUACUCCCUGUCAAACGGCCAUACUGAAAUAAGCCUUCAAUCAGGCGCACCGGACCGAUUCUACUACGCCCAUGCAGCUGCGGCUGGGGAUGCUGCAGGCUGUUGUGCUGGGCCGGAGUUGGCAACAGAUUUUUAUGUGCGGGGCUCGCCUGAUGCAUCAAUGUGA